AUGAUAUAAAAUUUGAUAAUAUUGGUUUACUAAAUACAAUUAGUUUAAAAGAUGAUGAAAUAAGAAUUAAAGAACUUUAAGAUUAUUGUUUUAAAUCAAUCUUAAAUUCUUUAUCAUAAAGUGAAACUAAUAUAUUAAUUGAAAGUUAUCAAUUAAUUCCUUUGUUACUUUAUUUAAUAUAUAAUUAAGUAUUCUUAAAUUAAUGCUUUGGAUUUUAUUUAAACUUAAAUUUAAUAAUUACUUUAUUUUAAGGUUGACACUAUUUUCAGCAGAGAAGUUGAAUAGAAUGGAAAUUAUUGGAUAUUGACACAACCUGAAGCAUAAAGAAUUGCAAAAUGCUUAAUUUAAUAAUAAUAAAUAGCUGUAAUAAUAAAAUUAAUUAAUUUAGGAAAAUUAAUUCAAAGAACUUAUUGAUAAUUAUUGUUAAAAAAUAAAAGGUCUUUUGAUAUCAAAUUUGAAAGUUACUCUUAUCUGUAAAGCAAUCUAUUUAUUAUUGGCUUUAAUAGAAAAUACAAAUUUAAAAGAAUAAGUUCUCUAAGAUAUAAAGAAAAAUAAAAAGUGGAUAGAUAAGUUGGAGAAAACAUAAUCUCUCCAAAUAUUGUAUAAAUAUAUAUGA
Molecule: messenger RNA, 616 nt
Organism: Paramecium sonneborni
Lineage: Eukaryota; Ciliophora; Oligohymenophorea; Peniculida; Parameciidae
Source: the annotation of a GenBank genome assembly